Ambispora gerdemannii is the source of this 160-nucleotide messenger RNA. The record is from the annotation of a GenBank genome assembly. Lineage: Eukaryota; Fungi; Glomeromycota; Glomeromycetes; Archaeosporales; Ambisporaceae.
GACUGACCCCAUCGCUAAAGUUGAAACUAAUGCUGGUGAUAUAGUGUCUACCUAUGCGUCGGCUAAUGGCGUUAUUGAAGCAGGGGUAGGGGUUGAAGGCACGGAGACAAAAGUCGAAGGGCCAGGCAUAGAGUCAAUUGCCGGGGAACUUAUAGCAUAA